Molecule: messenger RNA, 5153 nt
Organism: Falco peregrinus (peregrine falcon)
Lineage: Eukaryota; Metazoa; Chordata; Aves; Falconiformes; Falconidae
Product: transcription factor 4-like
Exons: 8
Coding region: 368-1219 (283 amino acids)
Biological process (GO): regulation of transcription by RNA polymerase II
Cellular component (GO): transcription regulator complex
Molecular function (GO): DNA-binding transcription factor activity, RNA polymerase II-specific; RNA polymerase II cis-regulatory region sequence-specific DNA binding
Source: RefSeq, a predicted model, not a curated record
CCCCGCAAAUUAGAAAUUGGGGCUAAUUGUUAAAGCCUCCUCUCUGCUUCCCUCCCGGCCCUGCCACCCCCGCCCCGCGUCCCUCCGCACCGGCGCCUCCGUAGCCUGCGACUUUGCAUCGCGCUUUCGCUCUCUCGCUCUUUUUUUUUUUUUUUUUCCUCAUUGCUGUUAUUGCUGUUUGCCGUUUCUGCCUCUAAACGCUACUUUGCGUGGAAGAAGGAGAAGGGGAAAAAGUUGGGAGCGGAUGGCUGUAGUUUUCUUCUCUGGGAUCCUCAUUCAUUCCUCGCUGAACCUCCUGUUGCAUAAAUGAUGCUCCAGGAGCGAGGCUUUUUCUUUUUUUUCUCCUCCGGAUUUGGGUUUAGAGUGGAUGUUACCGGGUUUCGAUCGCCUCUUUGGAAAUACAAUAUCGCUUUUUUGUUGUUGUUGUUUUUGCUGCCCCUCCAUCUUUUUUCCCUCCCUUCUUUUCAACUACCCACCCCCCACCCCCCUGAAAAAUCCGAUUGUAUUUCCUGCAAGGCUCGGGACUGGGUUUCUGAUUGCGGUUAUUUCCAUGUUUCUAGGUUUGUGUGAUUUUGCUAAAAUGCAUCACCAACAGCGAAUGGCUGCCUUAGGGACGGACAAAGAACUGAGUGAUUUACUGGAUUUCAGUGCGAUGUUUUCACCUCCUGUGAGCAGUGGGAAAAAUGGACCAACUUCCUUGGCAAGUGGACAUUUUACUGGCUCAAAUGUAGAAGACAGAACUAGCUCAGGGUCCUGGGGGAAUACAGGACAUCCUAGUCCAUCCAGGAACUAUGGAGAUGGGACUCACUAUGAUCAUAUGUCGAGCAGAGACCUUGGGUCGCAUGACAAUCUCUCUCCUCCCUUUGUCAAUUCCAGAAUACAAAGUAAAACAGAAAGGGGUUCAUACUCAUCAUAUGGAAGAGAUUCGAAUUUACAGGGUUGCCACCAGAAACCUCUGCAUCUUUUUAUAGAGAAAAAUGUUUGGAUGAAAAAACAAAAACAACAUAGGCAAAGUCUCCUUGGAGGUGACAUGGAUAUUGGCAACCCAGGAGCGCUUUCCCCCACUAAGCCUGGCUCCCAGUACUAUCAGUAUUCUAGCAAUAACCCCCGGCGGAGGCCUCUCCACAGCACCUCUAUGGUACAAACAAAGAAAGUUCGAAAAGUUCCUCCAGGUUUGCCAUCUUCAGUAAGUACCGCUCGUCUGCUCGCUGGCUUGUGAUGGGGUGGCUUUGUUCGGUUGUGGGCAGAGAGAAACAAACCCGCUGCCGGGCUCCUGGGGCGCUUGGCGCUGAGGGCUGAGGCCAAGGUAAGGAGAGUUAAAAAAAAAUAAUCUCGUCACUUGUCCCAGCUUGGAAGGGAUUAAUUGCACGAUGGGGAUGAGUGUCGGCUGCUCGUGUGGAUUUUCAGCGAUGGACGCUGAAGAGCUGGCGCGGGUGCGGGCAGCGUGUACCUGUGCAGGGCGAGCAUCCCUGGCACGUGCCGGUUAGCUGUUUUGUCGGGCUGCUGCUGAUUUAUGGAUUUGCAUGUUCAAAGAGCUGUGUGGAGAGGAUUUCUGAGAAAUGUCCAGGGGUCUCAGCCCGGGAUGCGGGGUGAACAUUUUCAUUUUCACACAAGGUCUCUGAGCUAUGGUACCUGCAGCAGGAGCUGGCUGGGGGUGAGCCCAGGUGUCAACCGCCGGGAUCCAGCUGCUGCCAGAGGCAUUGUGGGUUGCUCGAGCAGUAACAACAGAGCUGGUAAUUACCCAGGGCUUUCCAUGAUAUUUUAAAGAAUAUCCCAGAUACCUUUUUGUAAGGAGGGUUAUGGGUGCCAUCCAGCUACACCGGGCACGGUUUUCAGUGUUUGUGGUGAAAUCUUUGCACCAUGCAGUCAGAAGUUGGGGUUUCUCUUUGGUUCGGUGAAGUCCUUUGUUUCAUGACCCAAAUCAUUCUAUUAGUUUGCAUUUUAUCAUCACUGUGGAAAAUCUGUUUGGUUGUUUUGGUUUUUGUUUUUUGGUGUUUUUUUCUCUGAAUAAGCUGUACCAAGGUGCAUUACAUCUUUUGAGAGCAUUUACUUUUAAAUCCAUUAAAAUCUAUAGAAAAUAGCAGUUUUAAAAGAAGUGAUAUGACAUUUCAGUAACUACAGUAUAAAGGGUAGGAUGGCUAAAGAGCACAUUUUAUUCCAGUAUUUUUAUUCUAAUUUUUUUCUCUGCCAUUACUUUAAAAAUACGUAUUUUUGUAUCAAUAUCUGCAAACAGAAAACAAACCACUCAAGAGGGGAGAGCUUCCAUUUCAUACCUGACAACUCUAUUUGUUUUAUCUCUAAAUCUGGUUAUUAGGAGGAGCUGAAUGGCAAUCAGUCUUGCAGAAUAUAUAACAAAUUGGCAUGUUAAUCUCAGAUGGGUUUUAUGUUUUUACCAUAAAUCCAUGUAAAUUUUCUUUUCCAAAAUCAGCAUACUUUUAAAGCUUCAGUGAUUGUCGUGACUGUGCUAAACAGUAGUUUCAUUACUGGUCACUUUAUAAAUAAUAACAUUUUAACCUGAAAAAGAAACAUAUGAACAUACUAAUUUAAUCGCACGGAUUAUUGUAAUCUUUAUAACGUUAAACAAAUACAAACAUAAAUCUUUUCUGAAAGUUGUUGAGAAAUGGAAAUUCUCAAAUGCAAGUUUCCAGUAAAGUAAAAAAUACUAUAUAUUUUUUUUUUUAAUUAAAAGUAAGCUCCCACACGUGUAUUUUAAAUUUAUUUCACUGUGUGGUUUUUGGUUUUGGUUUUUAUUGGACUCCUUUACAGCAAUAGCUAAUAUCCUCCCCAAAGGUUUUUACAAGUACUCUUACGCUUGAAGUUAGAGGUGGAUUUAAUUUAGAUGAAACUUUAGCUUUCAAUAGUUUUGCUGACGACUUCACAUGCUGUAUCCCUCCCAGCUCCCUAUGUGAUGGGGGUCCUAGGGAGGGGAGCAGGGCUGUGGGAGCGCAAAGCCCCUCUGUGCCACAGAGCCCCCGUGCUGCGAUGCACCGCGCCAAAGGAUGCUGCGCCUGUUCCGCAUGCUCCUGGCACCAGCCGCUGCCGCGCUUGCUUGCGGUAGCUCGGGAAUUCUGCUGGCUUGCUGUUGAGUCAUUUGCAGGCAAGAAAAAAGACAAGCCAACCCCAAAGCUGCGGGGUUUUUUUGUGGUUUAAAACAUUGCUCUGUAGACCGGUGAUCAUCUCAGGACACUUACAGAGAUAUUUUUGCAUCUGAGUUCGAAAAGAUCCUUUCAGUAAAAUGGUACCUGCUAUCUGCCCUUGCUGCGUGGGGAAGGGUGCCGACGUUUCUGUUGGAAAUGUCAACCUGCAGGGAUUUAUAACUGCUGCAAAAGUUUUUUUAGGGAUUACUUCUUGCUUCAAAAGAAUGAAAGGCAAUUUAUGUUUGUCGCAGAUUAGUCUCAAAUGUGUGCUUCCUUUAAUUUUUUGUGAAUACAGUUGUUGUACAGAAUGGAAGUACUUCUACAGCUCAAUACUCUCAGCUAUUUUAACGGUAUUUUUAUUUCUAAGCGAAAUUCUCAUGGAGUAGAAUAUGCACUUUAAAUACUUCUGAUUAUUUUAAUGAGCUGUACAAUUUAUUAGAAAAUAAAAUAUAAAAAAAUAUUCCUGAAUAUUUUGAUCACCCAUAGCUCUGUAAAGUAAAUUAAAAUGAAAGUCCAGUAAUGUGAAUAAGAUGGUUCUGGAGGGUGAUACAGCCUUUUUUAAGCAAACAUACAGAUAGGUGUUUGGGUCUUGUUGUCUUCAUCUAUCAUGAAUCAUACAUUGCACUUGAAACGAUGAUGCUUUAGAAAAAGCACCUGUGUGUCUCAAACAGAAAAAAUGUCUUACAAAAGGUCAGAUUAUAUUUAGGUUAUAGAUUGUGUCACGCUGAACUGCCAGGAUUUAUGAUGCUGGAUGAAGUAGAUGCAUUUAUAAAUUGAAUAACUAGCUUAUAAUAUACUUAGUUGAUAGGGUGGAAAUAUUGCUGUAUUUCUCUUAAAAUAUGUAUAUUAACUUGUUCUCAAUGUGAUUUAUGGAGUGGAUAUGGAGAUUAAUGCAGCAGCAUUUGUGAAAGCAGUUAUUGUUGAUUAAUUCAUAAGUAGUCAUAAAAAUUUCAAUGAUAAAUGGUAAUAAAUAUGUUGUAUCAGCUCCCCUUUAUUAUAAGAAAUGGCUACGAGUUUGGAAAACAAAGUAAAUUAAACUAUGGAAACAGUCUGAGUUUAAAAAAUAAUGAAGAUUUGAACUAAAUUUGGUGUUGGGAAGGUAAAACCCCUCAAGUGUGCUCUGGGUGUGGGGGAUGCAUCCCAUGGUCCUGCCCAUUCUUGGACCCCUGUGGCUGGUCUCAGCCACAGCUCAUCACAGCAGUUAUGAACUGGUGACAGAUCUGGAGCUGAGCUGGAACCGAAGUGCUGAGCUCCAAAAGCUCGGUCUGAACGGAGACGUGGGUCGGGAUGUGCCUGUCCCCCCCAGCCCAUUCCCCAUGUGCCGUGGUGCCUGCCCAACCGACUGCGGCGGGGGCUUGCGCGGGUCUUGGAUAGUGCAUGGCGAGAUUGGCUUUGUCCAACGUGUCCGUGGCAUCCUGUGUGGAGCUUCUCCCAUCUCUGGCAUUUCAGGACUUCACUGAUUUCAGGUGUUGUAACCUGAAUGUGCCUGUACAGCCCAGUGUGAUCUGCCAUCUCAGGUGGUGGGGCAGGGGGCUGGGUACCCUGGCUCUGCCCACUCCCCAGGCACACAUGGCCUCACCGUGUCCUGGGCUCCUGUCCGCGAUAUAAUGCAGCCUAACAUACUUCCAUGGACUUACAGACUCUAUGUAGUCUUUUGGGGCAAGGGGUUGUACUGGGACCGUUUUGCACUGGAGUUUUCUGCCUUCGGUCGAAGGCCUGGAGAGCUCUGCUCCCACUGGAGCAGUGCCAGGAAGGCCAGGCUAUAUUGGAUUGAGCCAGCUGAGGAUGCAAUACAGGCACGACAAUAUUAGGAAAAAUGAGAUUUUUCUGUUUGCUUGUUGAGUAGCCACGUGCCUUUACUGAACUCUGUCACGGUAAUGCUUGGUACCCAGGCUGGCGCAGGCGGUGGGCACCGCAGAAAUAGCUCUCCUACCCACAGACGAGGUUUGACCUGGGCAUUUAUGUAGGACCAGACACAAGGGCACGUAAACUUUGUUUGGACCUGCAGUCCGGGGC